CAGCAUUCGCAAGGAGUGCGCCGACACGCUUCUCCACAUAAAUAUCGCGGUCGCGCUCCGACGGUAGUAACACGGGCCGCGCUAUCAUCAGCUGCUCCGUUGCCUUUAUGACCAGUGCCUUUGAAGUCUUCGCGAGAGAACGUGACAGAACCUUGUGCGCUCGCUUCCAGAGAUCAUAGAUCGUACCACACGUCGUCUAGCGUUCCACGCAGCUUUGCUGGAUCAUCGAUAACACCGCGUCACGAUGUCGCGUACCAUGCUGAAGGAAUCGCCGAACGCGGCCUUAGACAAGGGUUUGCUCAAGAAGUAUUUGGAUCUGCCUCAACGGGAUGAUCAAAUCCAAGCUACGUAUAUUUGGAUCGACGGCACCGGCGAAGGAUUGAGGAACAAGACCAGAACGGUGGAAUUCGUGCCGAAACAUCCGUCAGAGUUACCGAUUUGGACGUACGACGGAAGCUCGACGUACCAGGCGGACGGAGCGAACAGCGACAUUUAUCUGUUCCCCGUGGCGAUCUACAACGACCCGUUCCGCCGCGGCAUGAACAAGCUGGUGCUGUGCGACACUUACAACAGCGACAAGACGCCGACCGCCUCGAACAAGCGCUACAAAUGCAACGAGGCGAUGGAGGCGGUCAAAGACGAGGACCCGUGGUUCGGUAUCGAGCAGGAGUACACCUUCCUGGACACCGACGGCAGGCCCCUUGGCUGGCCGAAGAACGGCUACCCGGGCCCCCAGGGCCCGUAUUACUGCGGCGUCGGCGCCAACAAAGUGAUCGGCCGCGAGAUCGUCGAGGCUCAUUACCGGGCCUGUAUGUACGCGGGCGUGAAAAUGGCCGGGACCAAUGCCGAGGUGAUGCCGUCCCAAUGGGAGUUCCAGGUGGGCCCGUGCAGCGGCAUAUCCGCCGGCGACGAUCUCUGGAUCGCCAGGUUCAUUCUGCACCAGGUCGCCGAGGAGUACGGCGUGAUCGUGACGCUGGACCCGAAGCCCAUGGAGGGCUCGUGGAACGGUGCCGGCGCGCACACCAACUUCUCGACGAAGUCGAUGCGCGCGAAUAACGGAAUCGUGGAGAUCGAAAAAGCGAUCGACAAACUGAGCAAACAACACCUCAGACACAUCCAGGCGUACGACCCGCGCGGAGGGAAGGACAACGAGCGCCGCUUGACCGGGAAAUGCGAGACGAGCAGUAUACACGAUUUCAGCGCCGGCGUUGCGAACCGCAAUGUCAGCAUUCGUAUUCCGCGCGGCGUCGCGGAAGACAGGAAAGGAUACUUGGAGGACAGGAGACCGAGCAGCAACUGCGACCCGUAUGCUGUCACCAAUGCUCUCGUCCGAACCUGCGUUCUGAACGAGUAAACCGCUCGGAACCGACUCAUUGUUCUUCGGUGUCGCGAUUAUGAGGAGCGGAGAUGGGGAGGAUAAGGGCGAAUUAAACUCGUAGAUGGUAGAUAGUGCAAUGGUGAUCGCGUGUAUCUUUACCGAACGUGUUCUCUGUAAUUCGACGACCUGCUUGAUCACAACUCGAAUGAAAUUCGAUAGACGCGAUGAGAGAUCCGAGGGGAAACCCCUUGCUCGGAUACCGUUGAGAAUCGAUUGCUUUCGGGAAAAUAAAAUGCCUUCGCCAGAGGCUCGUGCCUAACAAAAACCGAGUCGUUUGUCGACAGUCUCAGGUCAGCGCAGACGGGAAAAGUAUAGUCUUGUAAAAAGUGGGAGGGAGCGGAACAGGAUUUUCAUGGGUAUAGUUGUUCAGGAAGAUUCGCGAAAUUCGGCGACGUUGGUUGAAACAAACAAAAAUGCGUUCACAAAUACCGGUCGUUAAGGUAAUCGUUCCUGAGAUAUUGAAUGUUUUAAUUUGUAAAUUGAACACCUAGAUAUGCCAUUGGAAUGGUUAAUUAUUGUUGUUGUUAAUGAUUCGUAAAUUUUAUGUAUUUAUGGUGGAUGGUUUGUUUUACACAUGUUUUAUUGCAUUUUUCACACAUGUGAAAAUGUUAAUCGAAUAUCUCAGACACGAUUGGAUCGCUGCUUAUUAUGUCGCCACAGCUUUUUACCUAGCCUUAUGAAGGAUGUUUUUGAACCGAGCAAAUCGAGCGAUCUGCAAUUCGUGUUUUAUACUUUCGAAAGAACCUCUACAUCGUUAAUCGUGUAUGUAAUCGAGUAUAUAGAAAACAGAAACGUUCAGUUUUAGAGUGUACCCCGACGCACGAAGUAGCAUUAACGCUUGUUACAUUUACCCGUCUGAAUUUAAUAACGUUGUAACAACCGGGACAAUAAAGGCAAACGUAUGCCAUUUCGCAGGCGAAAUUAGCAUCACGAACUGUGUUACUUCUUCGAUCGUUCUGCUGUUUGUCGAGAGAAGAAAGAAGAGAUUGCACGUGCACAACAAAAGCCCGCCAGAUUUCGACAUGCUGCGUUCCUCGAUCCGAUCAACUUGAAAAUAUGUAUAACGGGUUCCGGCUUUAGCUUAGGUACUUGGGCUCCGAAAUUAUCUAUGUAGGGCAUCUUUCGAUGAUUAGCGAGUUUUUAAAGGCAAGCACAAAGAACUUUUGAAAUGUCGUGAUCUCGCGUACCUUAUCUUCACAUUUCUUGUUUCGAUGGUCAAUAGAGACAUUUCAGUCAAAUCAUGGGAUUGGCGAGAAAAAUUAAUAUCGCUUUUGGAUUAGCGGGAAUAUUAGAUAAUUUAUAUUAAAAUAGGUGAAUUUUAUCAAUGAAAGUUGUGGCAUUCGGUCGAAACUGCUCCAUAAUUCAAUUCAUAUGUAGAACGGCAAGAUUGUACAAAAUAAAUUAUUGCCGGAGAUUGUAUCGAUUUAGAGCGGUUUCGAAAUUAGAUAUACUAAUGACACACACAUAAUAUCGAGAAAUCAUAACACAUUCUCACCAAGCUGUGAUCAGGCAUGUACACAUCUACGAAAUUUUCUCUCGUAAAAUGUAAUGGUGUGUCGAAGGAAACAUGCAGGAUAUAGGGCGUAAAAGGUUGUUACAACUGUCAAA
Molecule: messenger RNA, 2986 nt
Organism: Megalopta genalis
Lineage: Eukaryota; Metazoa; Arthropoda; Insecta; Hymenoptera; Halictidae
Gene: Gs2
Product: glutamine synthetase 2
Cellular component (GO): cytoplasm
Molecular function (GO): glutamine synthetase activity
Source: RefSeq, a predicted model, not a curated record